AUGAAGUCAUCAUCUGCAGCACUAAUUGCGAUAUGUCUCUAUCUGGGUGUGUCAUGCGCACUAGGAGCCGGAUACGGAUCCGGAUAUAAUAGCUAUGAUAAUUAUGGAGGCGGAUACAGCAUGGGUUACGGAAGUGGUUACGGAAGUGGUUACGGCAGUGGCUACGGAAGCGGAUAUGGACACUCCAAGGGAUACGGAAAAGGAUAUGUCUCCUCCGAGACCAUUAUUAGACAACCUUACCUCCAACCCGUAGCGGCCCCACCACCAGUGGAGGAAAACGAUGGUCUUUUUGGAUUAGGUGGAUCUGGACUUCUGUUGCUCGGUCUACCCCUCCUUCUCCUCUUGAGGAACUCCAACUCUGGUUAA
Molecule: messenger RNA, 366 nt
Organism: Ylistrum balloti
Lineage: Eukaryota; Metazoa; Mollusca; Bivalvia; Pectinida; Pectinidae
Product: keratin-associated protein 21-1-like
Exons: 2
Coding region: 1-366 (121 amino acids)
Source: RefSeq, a predicted model, not a curated record